AUACCGGUCCCUCCCCCCCAGUUUUGCUGCCAGAAGCUCGCAGGAAUUAAUUCUUUCUUCUUCAUAGUAUUUCCUAGCCUCAUCUAAUAAUACAUGGCCUUCUUUGUUCAUGAAACCACAUUUCGGCGCUAGAAGAUAAUAUCCCUCUAAUUUCUAAUUCUUAUCUUCGCCACUGCUUCGAUGUCGCCCCUUUCCUUCUCUGUCGUGUAAAGUUAAGACUCCAUGAUUUCGCAACACCAAUUCAACACCAUCAGCCAUGUCGGAGUUCCGCUAUUCUACCGAGAACUUCGAUGAGCCGGAACCAAUCUCCAACAGGCCACAGACAAUCCUAGGUAUAACGAUAUCAUGUCUGAUAGUAUCAUGGAUAUGCAUUUGUCUGCGACUGUACGUGCGAUUUAAGGUCGUCCGCGCACCCGGCUGGGAUGAUUUGUGUGUAGGGCUGUAUCUUCUCGUUAUAACGGCGGGAUCGAUAGCGGGAUGUUUCGCGGUAAUGUACGGGCUCGGCAAGCAUUUCCUCCAGAUUGAGUCCUGGCAGGCCGAGGGUUUCCUGCGAACCUUCUAUGUCGCCAACGCCUCUUAUGUGACCGCGACGGCAUUAAUCAAAGAGGCACUCUUACUACAGUAUCUCCGCGUCUUCGACCAAGUCAUUUUCAUGAAGCGGCUAUUGAUUUCCUUGAUCAUCUUCACCGCUCUCUGGGGAAUCGCAUAUUCUUUCCUGGCCUGGGUACCAUGUGUCCCGGUUCAAGACAUGUGGAAUGGGAGAGGAGGGGAUAAUUGUUAUGGAUACGGCUCACACUACGCCAAGCCUUUCGUUGCUACGUUUGAGAGCCAUGCCGCUAUUAACAUGGUGCUGGACACUCUCGUACUGAUUAUCCCGCUCCCCCUAUUCUUUAAGGAAAAUACCACGAACAGUGGUCGCUUGCGACUGGUUGCACUACUUUCCAUGGGUGUCUUUGUCCUCGUUUUUGCGACGUGGCGGUUGAUCACGAUGAUUGAGCAUCAAGUGGCAAGUUGGCCCACUAGGGACCCAACAUGGUACGGUCCCAUCAGUAUCAUCCUGGCUGUCCUUGAAGUUGAUGCGGCGAGUGUGUGUGCGAGUGUCCCCAUUUUCUGGCCGGUCCUUAGUAAAAUGUAUUGGGGCAAGAUAUUUGUUACACAGGAAGUGAACAUCACCCGGGAGACACGGUACAUGGAAGACGACGAAGACCAGUUGACGCGCCAUGUGACGCGCAGCAGAACAGGCAGCGAUGCAGACUUAGGGGUAACCCACAGCAACAAAAGCCCGAGGAAUAAGGAGAUGUAUUAUCAGGACUCAUAUGUUUUAAGCCAGGUGGAUCCUUUUCGAACAUCGGUCGAACGUGUACAUGCGAGCGCGAUUAGCGAUAAAACGAAGAAAGGCCCAAAGAAGUUGACGAAGGCAUGGGACUCGGUAUGACCAGGAAUAAAAUAAUCUAGCUUCAUAUCCAUGAAUACGACUUUUGCGAGACGUGAAAAAGUAGCCAGGAAAGCCUCGAUAUCGUGGAUUUACUCAAUUAUUUGAUAAACCUCCGGUGCCAUCGAAUCCCACCUCUUUGGCUAGUAUGAGCGCCGUUCCUAGAUUCAGUGGCAUAGGAGGUAUAGUGCAAGUUGUCGAGAAAAGACUUGCCGACAUCCUCAGUGGAGU
Messenger RNA from Hypoxylon fragiforme, 1663 nucleotides. RefSeq lists its product as uncharacterized. NCBI's taxonomy places the organism in Eukaryota, Fungi, Ascomycota, Sordariomycetes, Xylariales, Hypoxylaceae. The transcript has 4 exons. The record is from RefSeq and is a predicted model, not a curated record. The coding region runs from base 257 to 1435 and encodes 392 amino acids.